UUCCCUAGAACAGCAUACGAUGGGUCUCCUGUCCGUACCGCUGAAGAAACCGUCCGAGGUGGACCUAGCCAAGCCUCUGAAAACGCUCGUCCAGAGCAACUAUCGCAAUCUGGCCCCGGAACAGCUGAACGUCAUCAAUGACGCUAUUUCGGAGCUAAAUCAACUACGCAACACAGCCGUCUGGAAGGUGUUCGAUAAGCAGGAAUCGGGUCUCGAGCUAAACUAUCGCUACUACGACCAGCUAACUGCGCUGGAGUCGAAAAUUCCGGUACAGGAGCUGCAGGUGCCGUUCAAGUGGAAGGAUGCAUUUGACAAGGGAUCCAUUUUCGGUGGUCGCAUCAGCUUGACGCUUACUUCGAUCGGGUACGAAAGGACUUGUGUAUUAUUUAACCUGGCCGCACUGCAGAGUGCCGUCGCCAGCAACCAAAGCGUCGACAACGAUGAAGGAUUAAAGCAAGCGGCGAAACUGUUCCAACAAAGUGCAUCAAUAUUUACGUUUCUAAAGACGCUUGCAUCCGCUACGAUCCAGGGUGAACCAACACCCGACCUGUCACAGGAUAGUUUGACCGCACUCGGCAACCUGAUGCUAGCGCAGGCUCAGGAAAUGUUCGUCAUCAAAGCGAUUAAAGACAACAUGAAGGAUCUGGUCGUGGCGAAGCUGUGCGCUCAGUGCGAGGAACUCUAUUCAGAAACGCUUCGAUCGAUGCAGCGUGACAGUGUGAGGCCACUGUGGGAUAAGGAAUGGAUUCCGCAGGUUGCUGGCCGUCAGGCAGCGAUGCACGCGCUGACCAUGCUGUACCACAGUAAAGUGUCGCAAGCGAACAAAGCGUUCGGCGAGGAAAUCAGUCGGCUGCAGAAAGCGGUCGAACUGUUCAAGACGGCGCAGUCCCGUUCGUCCAAUCCCACCCUGUUCCAGGAGUACGCUCAGCGUGCCCAGAAGAGUUUGGCCGACGCGAAGAAAGACAACGAUUUCAUUUACAACGAAAUCAUUCCGGAUGUUAACAAUCUACCCAGCCCGGGUAAGGCACAGCUGGCGAAGGUUCUCCCGAUGGCAACACACUUGAGUGAAGAGUUUAGGGAUCUGUUUACCGCGCUGGUACCAGUUGCGGUUAAUCAGGCUUUAGCGGCGUGCGAAGGUCGAAAAACGGAACUGGUCAAUGGGGAAAUAAUGCGACUGCGCGAGGCAACGACGGCAUUGAACGGAUUGCUUUCGAGCUUGAAUCUACCGGCCAUCGUUGAGGUGACGGCCACGGGCGACAGUUUGCCACCUUCGCUGCAGGAGAAAGCGAGCGCGGUAAGGGAAAAGGGUGGAAUCCGGCAGCUGAAGGAACUGAUCGAACGUUUGCCGGAAUUGUUUACGCGCAACAAGGAAAUUCUGGAUGAGGCCUUCCGUAUGUUGGACGAGGAGCGUGACUCGGACAAUCAGUUGCGAGCCCAGUUUAAGGAUCGAUGGACGCGCACCCCCUCCGACAAAUUGGCCGGAACGUUCCGUGCGAACGGUGAGAAGUAUCGUACGAUCAUCAAUAACGCCACCGCAGCGGAUAAGGUGAUCCGCGAGAAGUUUGCCACUCACAAGCACGGACUCGAGCUGCUGUCGAUGGCAACUGAUCAGCUUGCAAAGGAGAUUCCCUCGGCCGGGGCCGGAGCCAGCAGCCAAGCGUCCAACUCAUCCGCCGCACAGGCACUCCGUACGCUGAUGGAAUCGGUCGAAACGAUGAAAGCGGAACGGGAAUGUAUCGAGGCGGAGCUAAAAUCGCUCACGAUCGAUCUGAAGGAACGUUUCCUCGGAGCGCUCUCAACGGAGGGUGUCAUUAACGAACCGGCCAUUUCACUGUCCGAAAUUGGCAAACUGAUCGGUCCACUGCAGGAGCAGGUGGGUGAAACGGUUGCCCGCCAGCAAGUGCUAUCGACCGAGAUACGUGAGGCACACGAACGUUUCGUGUCGGAAUCGGGCGUAUCGACUGAUCAGCGCGAUCGAACGCUAUCCGAGCUGGCCGCGGCCUACGACGUGUUUACCGAGCUGCAGGGCUAUCUGCAGGAGGGCGAAACAUUCUACAACGGGCUGACGGAGAUUCUGCUCGUCUUCCAGAGCAAGAUAAGCGAUUAUUGCUUUGCGCGCAAAACCGAAAAGGAAGAGCUGAUGAAGGACUUGACGCACGAAUCGAGCCGUCAAGCGGUUCCGGCGACACCGAUUAUUCCAACGCACCAUACGUCCACCACGGCAAUGAACGAUUUGGGUAGCAGCUCGUCGGCACCAAGCAGUAGUGCUCCACCAGCAGCAGCGGCAGCGGCCGCCGGUCCAACACCCUAUCCCCAGCAGAUGCAAGGCAUUCCGAUGGCUGCGGCAUACGGUGGAAAUAUGGCAGCGAUGGGUGGUGGUUUUACCGGAUACGCACCACCACCGAUGCCGCAAGGUUUCAAUCCCUACGGAACACUCCCUUAUCCGUCGGCCUACACCGGAUUUCCACCGGCAACUAUGGUACCGCCACCGUAUUAUGGCACGUAUCCAGGAGCGUACGGUGCCCAGCAUCAGCAGCAACCGCCGCAAGGUGCGCCCGGAGCGCCGAACUCUAACAACCCAAUGGGAUGGUAG
Messenger RNA from Anopheles maculipalpis, 2593 nucleotides. RefSeq names its product programmed cell death 6-interacting protein (gene ALiX). Gene Ontology annotation, molecular function: protein binding. The transcript has 4 exons. Gene Ontology annotation, cellular component: endosome. NCBI's taxonomy places the organism in Eukaryota, Metazoa, Arthropoda, Insecta, Diptera, Culicidae. The record is from RefSeq and is a predicted model, not a curated record. Gene Ontology annotation, biological process: mitotic cytokinesis. The coding region runs from base 20 to 2593 and encodes 857 amino acids.